Messenger RNA from Adineta steineri, 1845 nucleotides. Lineage: Eukaryota; Metazoa; Rotifera; Eurotatoria; Adinetida; Adinetidae. The record is from the annotation of a GenBank genome assembly.
AUGAACAAUAAGGAUUGUGAACAGUAUCAUAAUUUUGACAAUGAUUCACUUUCAUUUGAAAAUAAUACUUUAACAAGAACAAGUCCAACUAGAACAUCAAAUUAUGCAAAAAAUUUACUUGCUAAACUCUCUUUAAUGCGUCGUAAUGUUGAAUUAUGUGAUUUUCGUAUUGAUAUUAAUAAUAAAUCCUUUUUAUGUCAUAAAUUUUUAUUAAUUGCAACAUCAGAUUAUUUUAAAGCAAUGUUUAAUGGUGAUAUGAGUGAAAGUCAAUCAGAUCAUGUUGAAUUAAAAGGUUUUGAUAAAUCAUCAAUUGGUGUUGAAUCAAUGAUUGAUUUUUGUUACUCAGGUUUACUUGAUAUCACAUUUAAUAAUAUCGAUGAAUUAUUACAUGCAGCAACACAUUUACAAAUUAAUCAUGCUAUUGAUUUAUGUUCAAAAUUUCUUAUUGAAUCUUGUACAAUAAAUAAUUGUAUUGAUAUAUAUAAAAUAGCUGAUCUAUAUUCAUUAUCAAAUGUCUUAGAUAUAAUACGUUUAUUUAUAUCAAAAAAUUUUCUUUCAUUAAUGUUUCAAGCACGUGAACAAUUCGAACAAUUAACAUUUGAACAAAUAUGUCAAGAAUUAUCCAAUGAUACAUUAGAAAUGAAUAAUUAUAGUGAAUAUGAUUUAUUUACUAUGACAUGUACAUGGAUUGAAGUCAAUCGUAAUGAAAGAGAAAAGUAUGCUAUUGAAUUAUUUCAACUUAUUCGUUUUAUGUUAAUGACACCUGAAGAAUUAUGCGAUUGUGUACGAAAAAAUGAAUUAAUUAAUUUAAAUGAACAAACAAGAAAAUUAGUUGAAGAUGCAUUAUGUUAUUAUGCUUUACCUAAUCGACAACCUUUAUUAAAUAAUAUACAAUGUCGAAUAAGAAGUGAACCAGUAUUAGUUGCUGUUGGAGAAGUUGAAUUAUAUACAAUGAAUUCAACAUUAGAUGGAUGGGAUACAAUUUGUCAAGCACCAUUAGAAGAAAAUUAUCCGUAUCCAUUUAGUGCAAUAACUGUAAAUAAUUAUUUGUAUGUACUUGGAACACGUCGAUCAUCAUCCGAGGAAUAUAAAUCAUGUUAUCGUUUCUCACCACGUAAAUGUGAAUGGACUAAAUUACAGAAUCUAUUACGUGAUCGAUCACGUUUUGCUGCUGUUCAUAUAGAUAAAUAUAUUUAUAUUAUGGGUGGAUUCGAAGGAUUUAAACGAACAACACGUAUUUAUUUAAAUACAAUUGAACGAUAUUCUAUUGAAAAUGAUCAAUGGGAAUCAUUUUCAGUAGAUGGUCCACAACUUUCAUCACUUGCUGCAUGUGCAUAUGAAAAUUCAAUUUAUUUGGGUGGUGGGAAAAACGGACAAUGGUCGAAAAUUGCUGAUUUUUAUUGUUUUUCAAUUGAUAAACGUCAAUUAGAACGACGUGCAUCAAUGUUAAAUGCUCGUACAACUCAUGCUUUUCAUUUAUUUGAUGAUAAAAUUCUUGCUAUUGGCGGUUUUGAUGAUGAUGGAAAUGGAAUGUUAUCAAUUGAAACAUAUGAUAUUCAUUGUGAUCAAUGGACAAUAUUAACCUUAAUACCUGGUGCUAUAUCAAAAACAUGGCCACAAUCACUUGGUACUGUUAGUCGACGAAUUUAUAUCUCAGUUUUUCAUACAUCAAAUUCUUUUAUGGUUAUGCAAGAAGGAUAUUUUUUUGAUUUGGAUACACAACAAUGGAUAAAAGCUCCUGUUGUCUAUGAACGUGCUCGAUAUUCUCCAACAGUUCAACUUCGAUUUCCUCAAAACUUUAUUAAAUCUGCUCAACCAACAACUGUCUCAUCGCUAUCAUCCUGA